GCUGUAAUUGCUGCUGCCAAGGGUCGCUUAUGUCCUUACGUGCUGCAACGUGAACUGUACUAUAUUCCAAAUCUACAAAGACAUAAAAUACCUUUUACCCUCGUCUUGGGAUGGUCUUCUCCAAUAAUACCGCAUUAAGGUCUUUCUUCUGUGAUACCUACCCACUGUCUGACGUGAAUAGACCCCCCUGCGCCAAGACCCCCGGCUCCAUCGCGCGUACGGUUUUCUACAGGAUCCAACUGCCAAUCCGAUAAAAAGCGACUUCUGCCGUUCUUCGUACAUAUAACCGGGAGAAGAGGAUAUCAACCUCGAAGAGGACAUCCACCACCCUCGCGUGAUGAUUCAAGUCUUUCAAUCCUGAUUGUCGGUUAUCCAUCUUGGUCAAAUUGGACGCGCAAUACGAAGCGAUAAGAAAUUUGCUCACGCAAUCAUCCCUUGCAAAUGGGAGACGAGACGAUGGCCACCACGAAGAAUGGCUUUGUGGUGGAGGGAGCCACUCGUCCUGCGGCGACGACCGACAACAUACCCAAGCAACGAAAGAGGGAUACUCUCAGGUGGACGGUCGGGCUGGUGGUCCGACUCUGUAUCUGGUAUGCAUUAUUAACGCCAUUCCUUCGCUGCCCACCCCAGCUCUCCGACCUGGAUGGAGCGUCGCCACGAGUCUGCAAGCCUUACCUGAUCGUUCGAUCUCACGUCGAGCCCCAUAUAACCCCAUACUAUAAUGCAUACGGUGCGCCCUAUGUCGAGAAGGCCCGUCCGUAUGUGCACAUCGUCAACGAGAAAGUCUAUACGCCUACUUCGCGUGUCAUUCGACGUGGCUAUGAGAAGUAUGGGGUGCCCGCACUGGACAGAGCGCAAUUGUAUGGCCAAGAGCAAUGGGAGGCUCAAGUCGUCCCCCACUUGGAUGCCGUCAAGGACCAGACGAACGCGCUGUACAGGUCGGAAAUCUAUCCCUACGUGCAGCGCGUAGAGGAAGCUGUUUUGCCAUCCUACAGGAAGGCUAGCGGCGCUGUCAGGUCUGCCUGUGUUGACUAUAUUCUACCCUUUGGCGCCAAGUACCGGCCAUUCAUUGGAAAGACAUAUACAUCGGGGCAGGAUAUUCUGACCACCACGGUCCUGCCCAACGUGCGAAGCUCAUGGUCGACUGCCAUCCAGUUUAUCAAGGGGACCCUGUGGCCCAAGAUCGCUGGUCUCUACUGGGAGAAUGUCGAACCACAGCUCGUCAAGAUCGGCGAGAGGCUAGCCAGCUACCGAGAGGGGAAGGGCCCCCGAAACGUCGUGGAUGAGGCCAAUGCGAGUCUCCCUGACCAGCAGGUUCAUGCCUCGUCAUCACUAGGCACUACAUCCCUAGGCACUACCCAAUACGAGACUGUCACCACGUCAUCCAGAACUGAGGCACCUUCACCGCAGCUCACACUUUCGGUUGAGGAGCAGACAGCCCACAGACGCGAGAGAGUCGAAAGUGAUCUACACGUUUGGCAAGAAAAGUUUGCCGUCGCGGCUGAGAACGGCCUCGAAAGCCUCGAGGAACAUCUGCAAGAGAUUGUCAAGGAUUAUAUGUCUAGUGAAACGUUAGCCUACGGCGAAGAGUUGAUCACCGGGCUGGGAGCGGUCGUGGAUAACGAGAUUAUUGCACUCAAGCACCAUAUCAAUACCCUGGCCGAAUCUCUGCCUUAUGAGGACCUCCCCAAAGCUGAAAAGGCCGCGCAAGAGGAGCUGCUGAGAAAUGUCAAGGAGGCUGCAAUCUCUAUCAGAGGCCGUGCACAUGUUCUCAGGGAGUGGCGCAACUCGUUCGAGGCCGAGCUGAUGCGGCGCGUGCACGCCGCAGUCAAUUCUACACUCGAGGUCCUUGACAACGUUCGUGACCUCGGAUUUCAAGAGGUGGGCAUCCGCUGGGCUUCGAUGGAUGGUGUGACCUACAAAGACUGGGCGAGAUACCAUGCACUCAAAGCUGAAAUGGAAGAUUGGAAAGAACAGUUUGUCGCAUUUGGCACCCAACAUGCGAAACUCGAAGAAGCCAUCUCGGUGGCAGAGGAUACCUUGUCACGAGGAAUGGAUAUUGCCGAGAAUGCUGCAAAGGAGCUUGCCAGAUUGAGGGAAGUUGGCAAAUGGAAGAUUUCAGCACGAGAGGCGAGCGAUAACUUCGACACAAGAUCUGAAGACCCGCCAUCGCUUCCACAGCCCGCUAUUCCUGAGGAAGACACCGCUGACGAGAUCGAUGAGCCUCAGACUGGUGCCGAGUGCCUUGAAAAUGACACUAGUCCCUUGAUUAGUGCUGAAGAUGAAGACAUUCAAAAAUCCGCGUUUCAAGCAAAUGGCAACACCGAUGCUUUUGUGGAGUUUGCCGCCGAUAACCAGGGCGACCCAGUCGCUGCUAGCGGCGAUACUGGCAGUGCCGAUGCUUCUGACCAGGCGGCAUGGGGCGUGGCUGCAGCAGUCCUCUCUGCCCAAAAAGCGAAGGACGGUCGCCUUGGCUCUGACGAGCAGGAGGCCAUUGAAAGGCUGAUCUCGGGACUGCUUGUGGACAAGGACGCCGAAUUCGUUCAGGACAUCAUGAACCAACUCCGAGCUAUCUACAAGACACCGCGACCAUCCUCGGCAUCACCUUCAACAUCAUCCUUGGCACCAUCCUCAGCGGCACCAACAGCAUCAACCAGUGUCGCCGAUGAUACUAUGAUCAUGGCAACAGCUACCACAGCUGCAGAGACUACGCCUUCCGCACCAGCCGAGUCCGAGGAAAUUGUGUCCGAAUCGAGUGCUGCACCAGCUGUAUCUGACGUCCCGGACCUAGUGCCUGAGGAGCAAAGAACCUCCGAGGGCCUCGAAGAUGUAGAGGAAGCUCUGGAGAGCGCGGAGUCCCAGUACGCCAGUCUGACUUCCCGUGCAAGUGACUUUGAGCCCGCUGCAGUCGAGACCGGUGUGGAUGACUUGGAUGAGCAGACUGAGAGUAUGGAAGAUGAUAUUGAGGAGGAAUUAUAAAAAAGCAUGACCCGCACGACCGCUACGCUGUCGCUUGACAGUACUUGGUUUUCUGUUUCUUUCUACUUUUUGCGAUUGAUAUCCAUUGUUUCUGUAUUCCUGACUUUCACAUCUUGUCGGAUCGUGAGCUUGAAUAUUCCCCACAUAGUUCCUACGAUUGUUUGUUACGACCACUUUAUCUAUC
Molecule: messenger RNA, 3163 nt
Organism: Aspergillus homomorphus CBS 101889
Lineage: Eukaryota; Fungi; Ascomycota; Eurotiomycetes; Eurotiales; Aspergillaceae
Exons: 3
Coding region: 457-2979 (840 amino acids)
Biological process (GO): protein transport
Source: RefSeq, a predicted model, not a curated record